GUCCACCUAGUCCCAAAGCGCUAUCUCUCCUUGUCCGGCCGCCGGAGCCCCAAAAGAAAUCGGAAAAAAAAAAUCUCGCUUUUCGUUUUUCGCUGGCCGCAUCAUCCACUUUCCACGCGAUUUCUAUCUAGGUUUUAGCCGAUCAAUCCAUUCGGAGCAUGAGCUCACGAGGAGCGCGGCAGCCGGCGAAGAGGGCAGGGCGGGUUACUCGCAGGAAGAUGGCGAGGGGGAUUGAUCUCAACGCUCCUCCGACGUUGGACGAACACCAGCCGGUGGCGGCUCCUUUGCAGCCUUCGCAGGGUUCGGUCUCUCAGUGGCCGGAGUUGGGGACUCUGGGAAGGUCCACUUGGCCGAUCGAUGUCGAAUUGAUAGAGGAUGACGUUGUUGUUUGUGCGAGAAGCCGGUCCAGGAGGAACGAGCCCGUGCAAGUUGUUGAAGAUGAUGAACCGCAGGUCAUUCUGGGAAGUUCAGAUGAGUUAUAAAGGAUUGUUUCAUGGGAACUGAAGGCAUCAAGAAGAUGAAAGCAUGUGAAGUGGUGAGCGAAAUGUGAAGAUGACAUCUGGUUAAUUUGGAGCUAGUUAUGGUGUCUUUAUAUAGCUGAGCAUCUAUUAGUUGACAUC
Messenger RNA from Dioscorea cayenensis subsp. rotundata (Guinea yam), 620 nucleotides. RefSeq lists its product as uncharacterized. The record is from RefSeq and is a predicted model, not a curated record. Bases 159 to 482 code for a protein of 107 amino acids. The transcript is spliced from 4 exons. Lineage: Eukaryota; Viridiplantae; Streptophyta; Magnoliopsida; Dioscoreales; Dioscoreaceae.